UCGUUUAAAGGCGGUUUCGCGAUAUGAUAAACGUAUUCUAACCUAACCUUUGAAUAUCGUCACACCACCACAAUCAAAUGUACUCCAAAAGUUGCUUAUCAUCGUCCACGAUUUUUUAAACACAAAAUAUUCAUUAGACGAAAUGGCCAAAAAAAGUAUUUUCACCUACGAAACCCUGGUACAUGCCACCGCGGGGGCUGCAGGCAGCAUUGUGGCAAGUUCUGUUAUGUAUCCACUAGAUAAUGUUAAAUUUCGAAUGCAGUUAGAAGACAGCUCAUUAGCUGGGAAAACAGCACUUCAAGCGCUGUUUUAUCUUUUAAAAAAAGAGGGACUUGAAGGUCUAUAUCGCGGAAUUAAGCCCCAAUUGACCACACUAGGCAUCUCCAAUUUUAUCUACUUUUACGCCUUUCACGGACUCAAAUCUCUCAAAUUGAACAAUUGCAAAAACCCCACACAAACAGAUCUAAUCUUGAGCAUAGUGGCGGGAAUCAUCAACGUGAUAACGACAAACCCCUUGUGGGUGGUGAACAGUAGGUUGAAGUUUAGUCGAGAAUUGUAUUUCACUGGCCUCCUGGACGGGAUUGUCCACAUUGCGGACUCGGAAGGUGUUAGGGCUUUGUGGUCGAGUUUAGGCCCGUCUCUAAUGCUAGUCUCCAAUCCUGCGAUUAAUUUCACCAUAUACGAGGCUCUAAAACGCAGAACUUCGUCAAGGACGGCGCUCGCAUUUUUCGUAAUGGGUGCGAUUUCCAAAGCAGUCUCCACAAUUGCAACUUAUCCACUGCAAGUGGCUCAAACGCGCCAGAGGUACAACAGAGAUGCCAAAAUGAACACAGCCGCUCUGCUCCUGGACAUGGUGAAGAAGAGCGGACCUGGCGCGUUAUUCCAAGGACUGGAGGCCAAGCUGUUGCAAACCAUACUUUCGUCAGCUUUAAUGUUUAUGACCUACGAGAAAAUUGCUCAAUUCGUUUUUACAUUGCUAAUGAAUAAGAAAACAACAUAAUUUUAUACAAAUUAACUCUGUGAUACUCUAGAAAUAAUUUUACAACAUUUAUAAGCCAAAAUUAGGUAUCAGGGAUCUAGUCGGAGGGACAAUUUUUAUAAAAGCAUUAUUAAAUAAAACGAUUUUAGUAA
Tribolium castaneum (red flour beetle) is the source of this 1131-nucleotide messenger RNA. RefSeq names its product Peroxisomal Membrane Protein 34 (gene PMP34). The record is from RefSeq and is a predicted model, not a curated record. Gene Ontology annotation, molecular function: coenzyme A transmembrane transporter activity; ATP transmembrane transporter activity; AMP transmembrane transporter activity. Gene Ontology annotation, cellular component: peroxisomal membrane. Bases 143 to 1000 code for a protein of 285 amino acids. Gene Ontology annotation, biological process: transport. The transcript is spliced from 4 exons. NCBI's taxonomy places the organism in Eukaryota, Metazoa, Arthropoda, Insecta, Coleoptera, Tenebrionidae.